This is a messenger RNA of Penicillium waksmanii, 918 nucleotides long. Its product is annotated as cytochrome P450. The coding region runs from base 1 to 918 and encodes 305 amino acids. NCBI's taxonomy places the organism in Eukaryota, Fungi, Ascomycota, Eurotiomycetes, Eurotiales, Aspergillaceae. The transcript has 6 exons. The record is from RefSeq and is a predicted model, not a curated record. Gene Ontology annotation, molecular function: heme binding; oxidoreductase activity, acting on paired donors, with incorporation or reduction of molecular oxygen; iron ion binding.
AUGGGCUUGAAUAUGACUAAAUGGUACGAGAUGGUGGCAUUCGAUAUCCUUGGAGAGUUUGGAAAGCCACACUUUUGGUCAUCAUUAGUUGAGGAUCAUUUAUAUUUUAUCACUGUCGCAGACAAUUUCCGCCAUUUUUCUGUGGUUGCUUUAAUGGCCAAGCUUCUUUCCCCUAUUCUGGACGACAUCCGAAAAAAGCAUACCGGAUACACAAGGAAUAAAGUGGCCCGACUUAUUAAUUCGUCCUCAAACCGCAGGGAUUUCAUGGCUAAUCUUAUUGGUAAGGUCGAGUCAAAUGAGAUGGAUCGGGAAGAGCUCACUGCCCACGCUUCUACCCUGGUAAUCGCUGGCGGGGAAACAGUAGCGACCUUUCUUGCUGCGGCAACCUUUUAUCUCCUAAGAAAUCCCGAAAAGUUGAAAGAUGAAAUCCGCGGAAAGUUCAAGACUUACGAGAAAAUUGAUCAUGUUGCUGCGCAAGCUCUGCCUUACUUGCAAGCCGUUAUCAGCGAGGGACUACGUAUCUAUCCACCCGGCUCCCAAGGAUUUCCUCGAGUUUCUCCCGGUGUUUCUAUCGAUGGGGUGUGGGUUCCUGCGGGCACGGAAGUUUAUACAAGUGCGUGGACAGUGACACACGAUGAGGCUAACUUCCAUGAUCCCCACACUUUCAAACCAGAACGGUGGAUUGACCCAGAAUGCACUGAUAUUAAGGAGGCCAGUCAGCCAUUUUCUCUUGGCACUCGAGCCUGCCUUGGGCGAAAUGUCGCCUAUAUGGAGGUCAAUCUCAUUCUUGCUCGAAUGAUAUGGACGUAUGAUAUGACAUUGAUCAACAAGUCAAUGGACUGGGAAGCAGAGAGCUCUUUGCAUGUCAUGUGGUCGAAACGUGAGCUUAUAGUACAAUUUCAUCAGGCGAGGUCAUAG